Dermatophagoides pteronyssinus (European house dust mite) is the source of this 1396-nucleotide messenger RNA. It is a transcript of the gene shv, whose product is annotated as DnaJ heat shock protein family member shriveled. Lineage: Eukaryota; Metazoa; Arthropoda; Arachnida; Sarcoptiformes; Pyroglyphidae. Gene Ontology annotation, cellular component: endoplasmic reticulum. The record is from RefSeq and is a predicted model, not a curated record. Gene Ontology annotation, molecular function: misfolded protein binding. Gene Ontology annotation, biological process: protein folding; protein maturation.
CGCUGAGGUGUCUUUCGGCGGAUUCUUUUUUCAUAUAUGUUCCAUUGAUUCAUUCAUUCAUCCAUUGGAUUGUAAUAUUGUCUGAAAGGUUCCAAACUGUGAUAUAUUCGUUUUAAUCAUCUCAUUAUUCAAUUAGUAAAAUUGUAUUCAACAUUUGAGAAAAUGUGGCCAAAUUUUGCCAUCAUUGUUUUCUUUUUAACAUGUUUUAUUCUGGUCACUUUUGCUGGGCGAGAUUUUUAUGAUAUACUUGGAGUGUCCAGAAGUGCAAAUAUUAACCAAAUUAAAAAAGCUUAUCGUAAACUUGCCAAAGAGUUGCAUCCGGAUAAGAAUAAAGAUGAUGCAGAUUCGACGAGAAAAUUUCAAGAUUUAGGUGCUGCAUAUGAAGUUUUAUCUGAUCCUGAAAAACGUAAAACAUAUGAUCGAUAUGGUGAAGAAGGUUUGAAACAGGAUUCAUUCAGUGGUAGUGAUCCAUUUUCAAGUUUUUUUGGUGAUUUUGGUUUUUUCGAUUUUGGGGGCGGUUCUCGACAUGGUGAACAACGAGAAAUUCCAAAAGGUGCGGAUGUCGUAAUGGAUCUAUGGGUUACAUUAGAAGAAUUAUAUUCGGGAAAUUUUGUUGAAUUAAUACGUAACAAAGUUGUGUACAAACCUGCAUCUGGUACAAGAAAAUGUAAUUGUCGUCAGGAAAUGGUAACAAGACAGCUAGGUCCAGGUCGUUUUCAAAUGAUGCAGCAACAAGUUUGUGAUGAAUGUCCAAAUGUCAAAUUAGUGAAUGAAGAAAAAAUGCUAGAAGUAGAAAUCGAACCUGGAAUGGAAGAUGGCCAAGAACAGCGUUUUAUUGCCGAAGGUGAACCUCAUGUUGAUGGAGAACCAGGUGAUCUUCGGUUAAAAAUUCGUACAUUACCUCAUCCAGUGUUUGAACGUCGUGGUGAUGAUCUUUAUACUAAUGUUACCAUUUCAUUGGUCGAUUCAUUGAUAGGAUUUCAGAUGAACAUUACACAUCUGGAUGGACAUCAAGUUCAUAUUACUCGUGAUAAGAUAACAUGGCCUGGUGCACGAAUGCGUAAAACGGGUGAAGGAAUGCCAAAUUAUGAAAAUAAUAAUCUUCAUGGUAUUUUAUACAUUACAUUCGAUGUAGAAUUUCCCAAAGGUGAACAAUUAAGCGAAGAAAAACGUGCUCAGAUCAAAGAAAUAUUCAAAAGUGAAACCAAAGCUAAUGCCUAUAAUGGUCUUCGUGGAUAUUAAUUUUUAGUAUCGGUCUGCAAAAAAAUGAAUAUACUCUUCUCUUGUAAAAUGAUUCCCUUUGGUUGAACCAUCUACAAUUUUUUUUUGAUUUAAUUUUUUAGGGUGUAAAUAAUUAAACAUUUUGUUUAUUGAAUAAAUAAAAAAAAAUUUUCAA